This is a messenger RNA of Pisolithus orientalis, 1654 nucleotides long. RefSeq lists its product as uncharacterized. Gene Ontology annotation, molecular function: DNA-directed DNA polymerase activity; DNA binding. Gene Ontology annotation, cellular component: nucleus. Gene Ontology annotation, biological process: double-strand break repair via nonhomologous end joining. Bases 1 to 1470 code for a protein of 489 amino acids. The transcript is spliced from 8 exons. The record is from RefSeq and is a predicted model, not a curated record. Lineage: Eukaryota; Fungi; Basidiomycota; Agaricomycetes; Boletales; Pisolithaceae.
AUGCUCUCGGUGGUGCUCAGACAGACAUGGGCCUGCAGCAUCACACGAACGCCCCCACAUGUAAGACUGAGACUGGGACCGAGGCACUCGAGUACAUCAACCUCCGGCCCAAAUUAUGAUCUCAUCCAAUUGUUAACGCGGUACAAGGCGGAGGCGGAAGCAAGCGACGCAAGGAACCCGUACAAAGUGCGCGCGUACGAGCGUGCUAUCAAGGUCGUCGCCGGGAUGGACGAACCUGUUCGAUCAGGCGGACAAGUGAAAAGGCUAGGCGGAGUAGGCGACCGCAUUGCAAAGCGUAUCGAUGCUUUCAUUGCGAACGUGUCAUAUGUCCCCACGAACACCACACAAAAGACCCAACGAUCACACACAUCCGCGGUCGCCGACAACGGCUCAGAUGAUGGGAAGGACGGGCACAAAGACAAAGGUGCACGCAGUCAAUAUGUCAUACACGCUCUUCAACUCGUCCCCGGUAUUGGGAGAACACGCGCUGAGACGCUCUACCAUGCAGGGUGCACAUCCCUCUCUGACCUGAUCAAGCCGGAAUUUUUCGACUUGCUAACCCCUGCACAGCAGAUCUGUGCACGGUUCGCUGGCUGCAUGAAUUCGACGGUAACGCUUAAAGAGGCCGAGUCUGUGCACAAAUUCGUAUCCGAGAAUAUAUCAAACAAGUAUGAGGUCAUUUUGGUUGGCGACCACCGUCGCAACCAACCCUCCUCAAACGACGUCACUCUCCUCAUCGUACACCCCUUCGAGCCAGCGUUGAAACCACCCAAAGAUUCAUACGACUCUGCCCAAAAACCCCCAAAGCCCAGAUCCACUCAAUUCUAUGCCGUAGGCGACACCUUCGUCCAUUUCUCUCAAAACGUGCACAGCACAGCACUCUUUCUGGACGUGGUUUCGCCCCUUGAAAGUAGGGGAUUAAUAGUUGCAAACAUUUCGGGAGGUCCACAAAGGUGGAGAGGUAUCGUGCGAAUUCCGGAAUGUGUGGAAGGUGGAGAGUGGGAGGGACGUGCAGAGCGGUUGAGCCAGAUCAGGGAUCAGCAGGGAGAUUAUAGAAGGCUGGGAAUCUUUUUCGUACCGAAACAAUGUCAGGGCGCUGCACGUAUUGUCUUAACAGGAGACAUCGAAUUUCUUCGGGAUGUCAAUUCCCGAGCGCACCGGCUCGGCUUACGAUUUGACGAGUAUGGCUUGUGGAAAUGGAUCGAGGGCGAGGGAAAGUGGGAAUUUUUGUAUGGGGAGAGCGAGGAAGUGAUCUUCCGCGAGCUUGGCAUGGACUAUGUCCAUCCUGCAAGACGAAAUUUUACAUUUCUGUCGGGAGAGCGGCCGAGAGGCCGACCGAAGAAGAACAGCGUAGAUGAUCAGAGUACAGAUUCGGCAGGUAACCACCGAAGUGGGGUGGAUCUAGUAGAGACUGCUCAACCCGGGAGAAGGAAGAGAGGCCGACCGAGGAAAGUACCACUGCAGGAGUGAAUGCCGGUGACUUCUGCUACUUCUCCAGCAUGGAUAACACCUAGCCCCGCAUUGAUACGCAUUACAUAUCAAAUCAUUCUACCAUAAUACGUCUGUUCCAAGUUGGAUCCUUUCUCAUACACCUCGGAGUGAGUAUUCUAUCAGUACCAAAUACUUCUCGUACGGUGGACUGGGACCAUAUCUG